Protopolystoma xenopodis is the source of this 372-nucleotide messenger RNA. The record is from the annotation of a GenBank genome assembly. Lineage: Eukaryota; Metazoa; Platyhelminthes; Monogenea; Polystomatidea; Polystomatidae.
CCUCGCGGGCCCCAAGGCUCUGUUGGCUUGGAGGGAGAGCAAGGAGAGCAAGGUGAUAUUGGGCCAGCCGGCAAACAAGGUGACAAAGGAGUUAUAGGCCCAGAGCCAAGUGACUGUGAACUUGGCCAUAGAGGUGAACAGGGUUCUAUUGGACGCUUUGGAAUUUUGGGCAUUAAAGGUAUAAAGGGAGACAAAGGUACUCCAGGAAAGCGAGGUCCUAAAGGAGAAUUAGGUGCAGAAGCCAUUGGAGAAGAGGGCAUGACGGGUGAGCCUGGCAUCAGAGGGGACCAUGGCGAUCAAGGUAAGACCAGUAUUUUAGUUCGCUUUUAUAAUACUAUGCUAUUUUUUCCUCAUAUAUUACGCGAACAUUGA